Molecule: messenger RNA, 1635 nt
Organism: Stylonychia lemnae
Lineage: Eukaryota; Ciliophora; Spirotrichea; Sporadotrichida; Oxytrichidae
Source: the annotation of a GenBank genome assembly
AUGGUAUUAGCUGAAUUAGGUCAAAAGAUCACUCAGGCUCUAAGAAAGCUGAAUCAAGCUACAGUCAUCGAUGAAAAGGUACUGAAUGAAAUUCUAACUGAAAUCGCUUCAGCUUUAUUAGGUGCUGAUGUGAACAUAAAGUACGUAGCUAAGUUGAGAGAUGCAGUCAAGACUAUAGUAACUCUGCAAAUGAAUAAUGCUGCAGUGGCCAACAUUAGGAAACUCAUCCAGAGUACUGUUGUUCAAGAACUCACUAACAUGCUUUAAUCUGAGAACAAACCUUAUGAGUUCAAGAAAGGAAAGCCUAAUGUUGUAAUGUUCGUUGGUCUUCAAGGAUCUGGUAAGACUACUACCUGCACUAAGUUUGCAUAUCAUUACAUGAGAAAAGGUUGGAGAGUAGGUCUAGUUUGCGCAGAUACUUUCAGAGCUGGUGCCUUUGAGCAACUGAAAAUGAAUGCAGCCAAAAUCAAGUGCCCAUUCUUCGGUCACAAGAAAGAAACUGACCCAGUAAAGAUUGCUUAAGAGGGAGUCAACUUCUUUAAAGAACAAAAGUUUGAGAUCAUUAUUGUCGAUACUUCAGGUAGACACAAACAAGAGACUGCUCUAUUCGAGGAAAUGCAGUAAGUCUAAGCUGCAGUUAACCCAGAUACUGCUCUUUUCGUCAUGGAUAGUUCCAUUGGUCAGGCUUGUUACGAUCAAGCACUCGCCUUUAAUAAAGCAAUUAAGGUCGGUUCAGUUAUUAUCACUAAGCUCGAUGGUCAUGCCCGCGGUGGUGGAGCCUUGUCAGCAGUCUCAGCCACUUAAUCUCCAAUUAUCUUUAUUGGUACAGGAGAGCAUUUCGAUGAUCUAGAAUCAUUCAAUGCUUCUAGUUUUAUUAAGAGACUUCUAGGUCUAGGAGAUAUCGGUGGUUUAGUCCAGACUGUGAAAGAAGCAAUCCCAGAGGAUAAGCAAAAGAAAAUGGUAGAAAAUAUUCAAAAGGGAGAAUUCUCUUUGAGAGAUAUGAGAGAUCAGUUUUCAUCUGUACUUAACAUGGGUCCUUUGAAUCAAGUUGUAAGCAUGAUUCCAGGUCUAUCAUCAAAUCUGAUCCCCAAGGGAAGAGAGAAGGAAUCAACUGCAAGAAUUAAGAGAUUCCUGUGCAUGAUGGAUUCAAUGACAGACGAAGAGUUAGAUUGCACAAAGCCCUUAGUUGAAUUAAGAAUUCUUAGAGUAGCCAGAGGUUCAGGAACUAGACCAGAGGAGGUAGCAUUCCUACUUGAGGAACAUAAGAAGUUUGCUAAAAUGGUGGCACAAUUCGGUAAGAUGAAUCUAAACAGUCAAACUGAUUUAAAGAACCUGAAUAGAAACCCCAAGUAACUCAUGCAAUAGAUGUCAAAGGCUAUUGAUCCUAAGCUUCUACAGCAAAUGGGAGGCAUGGGUAACCUUAUGAAUAUGAUGAAAGAAAUGGGUAAUAUGGAAGGUAUGCAAGAUAUGAUGUCUUAAAUGAUGGGAGGCGCCGGUGGUCCUGCUGGUGCAGGUGGAAUGCCAAAUCUUGGGGCUCUUGCGAGCGCUCUUGGCGGUGGCGGAGGUGGUAGAGGUAUGCCACCUGGUAUGCCUCCAGGUAUGAGAAGAGGUGGUGGCGGUGGUAGAAGAAGAUGA